Molecule: messenger RNA, 1390 nt
Organism: Calypte anna (Anna's hummingbird)
Lineage: Eukaryota; Metazoa; Chordata; Aves; Apodiformes; Trochilidae
Gene: DUSP11
Product: dual specificity phosphatase 11
Exons: 9
Coding region: 52-1014 (320 amino acids)
Biological process (GO): protein dephosphorylation
Molecular function (GO): polynucleotide 5'-phosphatase activity; protein tyrosine/serine/threonine phosphatase activity
Source: RefSeq, a predicted model, not a curated record
GGCGGCGGAAGUGACGUCAUCGGUACGGGAGUUGCCGCCGCCGUCGCCAUCAUGGUGGGCAAGGGCUGCCGCAUCCCGGAGCGGUGGACCGACUACGUCCCGCUGGGCAGAAGGUUGCCGGGCACCCGCUUCAUCGCCUUCAAGGUCCCCCUGAAGAAGAGUUUUGAAAAGAACCUUCACCCUGAGGAGAGGUUUUCACCUCGUGAUCUGAUAAAGAAAAUCAGAGAGCAGAAGGAAGAGCUGGGGCUGAUCAUUGACCUCACCUACACCACUCGGUACUAUGGACCAGAGGAGCUCCCAGACACUCUCUGCUACUCCAAGAUCUUCACAAUGGGCCACGAAAUCCCCAGCAGUCAAACUUUUCUUCAGUUCAAAUGUGUCGUCAAUAAGUUUCUGAGAGACAACAAAGACAAUGAUAAACUGAUAGGGGUUCACUGCACCCAUGGCUUGAACAGAACUGGCUACCUGGUGUGUAGGUACCUGAUCGACGUUGAAGGGAUGGAGCCAAACACAGCAAUUGAGUUGUUCAACAGAGCUCGAGGGCAUCCAAUAGAGAGACCCAACUACAUCCAGGACCUUCGGAAGAGAUCUGUGAAAAAGAACUGCAAGCUCCAGAGCUGGGAUUUGGGCCCCUUCAGAGGAAACACCAGCACUGCUCCAGGCACGAGAAAGCAGAUGGUGAAAUGUCCCCCACAGCAACACCUGGAGCAACCCCCCUUGGCCAUGCCCAGAAACUUUGGCAGCACCAAGAAGCACCGGAAGCGAAGCUCCAAGGCACAGGGACAACCCCAGGAGGUGGCCACCCAGCCCAGGGCCACCAAACCCAAGGCUACGGCCACCGCCAGGGCCACUGAGCCACAGUGGCCACGGGGCUUGGCCACCAGGAACUCUUGGGUGUCCCCCCAACUCCCUGACUCCCAGCACGGACUCUGCUCCCCCCAGCCCCGCUGCCCCCCUGAGCAAGCGGCCAAGAAACGGCGGCGGCGACGUAAGAAACCUCUGGUGAUGCAAUGAGUGACAUCAGAGGUGACAAAGCCGUGAUGUCAUCAUGGAGGAGCUCCAGGAUGGGUCUGGCUGCUUGGACUGCCGGGACUGGGCUGGACUGGGCCAGACUGGACCUUCUGCCAGCAGCUGGACUCCACCUCAACUCAGCUUCUGCUUUUUAACUUGGGAGUUUUUCUUCUUUUUUUUCCUCUUUUUUGUGUGACUUUUUUUUCCCGCCCUCUCAGUACUUUUACCAAUCUCACAAUUUAUUUAAGCCCCUUGUGUUCGGGAGGUGAAGGGGUGCAAGGAAUAAAUGUGGAGCUGGGAACCCUCAGGACCUCCCGGGAACCUCCAGGGAAACCUGGGCUGCUCCGGGAUUCCAAGACAGGACAAGGAGUGCCUGAAA